Messenger RNA from Arabidopsis arenosa, 2087 nucleotides. Lineage: Eukaryota; Viridiplantae; Streptophyta; Magnoliopsida; Brassicales; Brassicaceae. The record is from the annotation of a GenBank genome assembly.
AAAAUUCUAAUCUGAACCGAAUUGGAUCGAUGUAAAAGCCCAAAUAUAAGACGGUGAUCGUUAAAGGCCCAAUUCUUGCGCAAAAUUGAAGCCCUAAUAUCAUCAAGUGAGAGUGGUAACCGUCUUUUCUCUCUCUUCAACAAUUUUCCCGGCUUCCGCGAUUUUGCUUUGAGGCGCCGGACCGGAGAAGAUAAAACCCUAGCUCCGCCUCACUCACAGGCAGUUCUACGUCCACCUGAGUUCUCGUGCUUCGUUUUAUUACUCGGUUCUUUCUACGAUGAACUGUGCAAUUUCCGGAGAACUUCCCAAGGAGCCAGUGGUUUCGACGAAGUCAGGUUUACUCUUCGAGAGACGAUUAAUCGAAAGGCAUAUAUCGGAUUAUGGGAAGUGCCCGGUUACUGGCGAACCACUUACCAUUGAUGACAUUGUUCCCAUCAAAACUGGGGAGAUCAUAAAGCCGAAAACAUUGCAUACAGCUAGCAUCCCUGGAUUGCUCGGAACGUUCCAGAAUGAAUGGGAUGGUUUGAUGCUAUCAAAUUUUGCUCUGGAGCAACAACUACAUACUGCAAGGCAAGAGCUAAGUCAUGCCUUGUAUCAGCAUGAUUCUGCUUGUCGUGUGAUUGCUAGACUCAAAAAAGAAAGAGACGAAGCACGCCAAUUACUUGCAGAGGUGGAAAGACAUAUACCUGCGGCCCCAGAAGCUGUGACAGCUAAUGCUGCUCUGAGUAAUGGUAAACGAGCUACCGGUGAUGAAGAACUGGGUCCUAAUGCAAAGAAAUUGUGUCCUGGAAUUUCAGCUGAAAUUAUUACGGAAUUGACUGAUUGUAAUGCUGCUCUUUCCCAGAAGCGCAAAAAGCGACAGAUUCCUCAAACAUUGGCUUCAAUAGAUGCUUUGGAGAGGUUCACUCAGCUAUCAAGCCACCCACUUCACAAGACCAACAAACCAGGCAUUUGUUCGAUGGACAUUCUACAUUCUAAGGAUGUCAUUGCUACUGGAGGAGUUGAUGCGACUGCUGUUCUCUUUGAUCACCCUUCUGGACAAAUCUUGUCAACACUGACUGGUCACUCGAAAAAGGUUACAAGCGUAAAAUUUGUAGGCGACGCUGAUCUUGUUUUGACUGCUUCUGCUGACAAGACAGUCCGUAUCUGGCGGAAUCCUGGGGAUGGGAAUUAUGCUUGUGGGCAGACAUUGAAUGAUCACUCUGCAGAGGUGCGAGCUGUAACUGUGCAUCCCACAAAUAAAUACUUUGUGUCGGCAUCUCUUGAUAAUACAUGGUGCUUCUACGAUCUGUCCUCUGGCUCAUGCCUUGCACAGGUAUCAGACGGAUCAGAGAAUGCAGAUUACACUGCUGCUGCUUUUCAUCCCGAUGGUCUCAUUCUCGGAACCGGUACUUCUCAAUCUGUUGUUAAGAUUUGGGAUGUUAAAAGUCAGGCAAAUGUGGCGAAGUUUGAUGGACACACUGGGGAAGUUACAGCUAUAUCUUUCUCCGAAAAUGGUUACUUCCUCGCAACGGCUGCCGAGGAUGGUGUUAGGUUGUGGGAUCUGCGCAAGUUAAGGAACUUCAAGUCAUUUUUAUCUGCAGAUGCGAACUCUGUGGAGUUUGAUCCUAGCGGAUCUUAUCUCGGUAUUGCUGCAUCAGAUAUCAGAGUAUACCAGACGGCAAGUGUGAAAGCUGAAUGGAACCUUAUCAAGACACUCCCAGAUCUCUCCGGCACUGGUAAAGCUACGUGUGUGAAGUUUGGUCCAGAUGCACAAUACGUUGCAGUUGGUUCAAUGGACCAUAAUCUACGGAUAUUUGGUCUUCCUGGUGAUGAAAAAGCCAACGCUGAUGAUGACUCUGCACAAGACUCGUGAAGAAUCCUAUUUGCAGCAACGGGGAGAAUUUCAUAGGUGCGGGUCAUGAGUGAGUUUGUGAGUUAUUGUGAUCAUCCUCGCUUCCUCUGACAUUCAAACGAUCACACUCACACACACUCGAGUUUUCUUAUAGGCUCUUCUAAUCUCUCUUUGUACCUUCAAAAUCUGUACCAAACUUGUUCUUUCUGUUGCCAAAUGAUCGAAGCCAGUUUAAUCAAGACAUAAAUGUAGA